Molecule: messenger RNA, 435 nt
Organism: Linum tenue
Lineage: Eukaryota; Viridiplantae; Streptophyta; Magnoliopsida; Malpighiales; Linaceae
Source: the annotation of a GenBank genome assembly
AUGGAUUUGUCCAACAACAUGCUCCAAGGGGAGAUUCCACCUGCUUUCGUUGAACUCAAGAACUUGACUCUCCUCAAUCUCUUCAGAAACAAGCUCCAUGGCGCCAUUCCGGAGUUCAUCGGCGAGAUGCCGCAGCUUGAGGUGUUGCAGCUCUGGGAGAAUAACUUCACCGAAAACAUUCCUCAAGCGUUAUCGGAGCUUACCCAAAGUGUUCAGAAGUUGCUUCUCGACGGGAAUCAAUUCACGGGUUCAAUCCCUUCAUAUAUCGGAAAGCUACAGCAGCUUUCGAAGAUGGAUUUCAGCCACAACAAGUUAUCAGGGCCAAUCACACCUGAGAUCAGUCAAUGCAAGCUGCUGACGUUCGUGGAUCUGAGUCGAAACCAACUCUCCGGUGAAAUUCCGAAUGAGAUUACAGCGAUCAGGAUCUUGAACUAA